This is a messenger RNA of Anas platyrhynchos (mallard), 2274 nucleotides long. It is a transcript of the gene LAS1L, whose product is annotated as LAS1 like ribosome biogenesis factor. The record is from RefSeq and is a predicted model, not a curated record. Gene Ontology annotation, biological process: maturation of 5.8S rRNA; maturation of LSU-rRNA. NCBI's taxonomy places the organism in Eukaryota, Metazoa, Chordata, Aves, Anseriformes, Anatidae. Gene Ontology annotation, molecular function: endonuclease activity. Gene Ontology annotation, cellular component: preribosome, large subunit precursor; Las1 complex.
CGCGGGGCGGGCGGUGGCAUGGCGGGCGGGCGGCCGUGGCUGUCCGGGCCUCGCAGGCGGCUGAAGCCGCUGCGGACGGUGGUGGCGUGGAGGGGCAGGGCGGAGUGGGACCAGGUGAUGGUGGGGCUGUACUGCGGGGACGGCCGCCUGCAGCAGGAGGCGCUGGAUCGGGUCUCGGCCUGGAAGAGCCGGUAUGGCCCUAAAAUGCCUCUUGCAGUGGAUUGUACUGCUGAACUGAUUCGUUGCAAGGUUCUGGAUUCAUCUGGCAGACUGAGGUCACACGAGCUCAUCCUGUCCUAUGGUCUGGCCCUUGUAAGAUUUGUCAACCUGAUCACAGAAAGGAAACAGAAAAUGGUCAGCAUUCCGCUGAGACAAUUAGCCAUAGAGGUGGAUAUCCCCAUCUGGGUUGUGGAUCUGCGCCAUGAGCUGACCCAUGGGAAGCUGCCCCGCCUGGCUCUGUGCCGCAAGGGUUGUGAUGUUGUGCUGGACUGGCUACGAAAGACAUAUUGGAGCCGUCAGUUGGGCAAUAAUUUGUGUGAAGAAAGUGAGGAGGAGGAGGAGGAGGAAGAGGAGCAGGAAGAGGAGCAGGAAGCAAUGGGAGCAAACACAGAAUUGGACAAUGACACAUGGGAAGUUCAAACCCCACAGCAUGAGGCCUGUCAGAAGCACAAGGAAUUCCAUGAAAAAGUCAGAGAUGUGCUGAUAUCCUACAAAGAUGAGCAAUUUCGGGUUAUGCAGACAGUCCAGUCUGUUUCAAAGUCUCGAGAAUUGUGGUCUAAUUCUUCUUCAGAGGUGGACUGGAUUUUGGCUCAGAUCAAAGACUUGAUGCAAGAGAACAGGGAGACAGUGGCUGAAGUUCUUCUCAGUGAUGGUUUUCUCAUCCCAACAGUCGAUUGCCUGAAGAUGUUAAAUAUCAAGUAUGAAGCAAAUAAAGCAGUAUGGCAAUUCAGAAUUCCUCAGACGUUAUACUGCUUCUGGCAGCCCUUGCUGACAGGCCUCCUUUCCCGAAGUUUUACACAGACCCUAAUAGACAAAAUGUUUAUGAAGUUAAAGGAAUGUUCUGAUUCUUCAGAACUCCGUCCUCAGUUCCUGAUCAACUGGAUUUCUGAGAUGCUGACUAGCAUUGCCAGAGUUAACAGUGGGAAGAAAAGACGCCGCUGUAACAAACGUGUGUAUGUGAAGGAGCUGUUCCUCCACAAAGUUCCUUUGCAGUGGAUAAGACUAACUGAAAAUUGCUUGGAAGCUCCUUGCUGGGCAACCCCACACCUUCUUCAGUUGAUCCUCACAAGCAUGAGACCUCGUUUGCCACGUUCUUCACGGAAGAACCUUCUCUAUCUCACAUCCAUUUACACGGAAGGAGGUGGUCCAUUGUCCAGCCCAGGCCUCUUGUCAAACUACAGUGAACAGCCAAUUUACACUAUAGAGAGCUUACAGUGGAGGGUGAGGCAAGAAAAUCAGGUUAAAAAUGAAGGGCAGGCUGCAGAGAAUCAAGAAGAUGUGCUGGAGAAAGAUGAUGGUGUAGAGGAAGUAGAGGAGGAGGAAGAAGAGAUGGUAACUGAAACAAAUCAUUUGGAAGGACUUGCUCAUUCUGAUAACAUGGUGGCUAUUGCUGAGAAAAAGGCAGCACUACAAGGGUCUGCAUGGCAGAUCAUUGCAGAUGAAAUACAAUGGAAAGACUUUCCUCUUGGGAAACUCCCAGGUCAGACAGAUGACCCUGAUGGUCUCAUGUUGGAUAAUUAUUCCAUGAUGUCUCUGCUUGAUCAGCCAGUGAGAGAUGAGUGGAAGUCUCCCAAUACAAACCUGACACUGGACUUGUAUCGUUGAUGGACACAGUGAGACUGAAGUAGCUACUGUGACAACUCACCAGUGUGCUCUGCAGAAUUGAAUAUUCCUGUGACAGGAGGAUUGCUAUGGACCCAGAAUGACUUCCAUAAAAUAAAAAGUGGCCUUCAGCUUUUCUAAGACAGCAAAGUGCUCUGCAGCUUUCAGCAUUGCACAAGAUAAGUGACACGGAGGAACUAGUAAUGGUGAUAUGGAAAUAGCCACUCCAGGAUUUUUUUUUUUCUUGAGGACUUACUACUUUUGACCAUGUAAAAUCAGUGUUUUAUCAAAGUAAGUUCCGUGUAUAGCAGCUAUUGUCUGCUUAAUUACUGUCAUGGGCUUCUAACUCUAGCUGAUGUUUAUGAAAUAUAGUUAGUAUACUUCAGAAUCCCUCACUAUUCCUUAAUUUUUUUUUUUGUGGUUAAUAAAUGUCACCAACUGAAGGCAAACCUU